CCAGUCGUGCACAUAUAUUGGCGUGAGGUGAAGAAACAAGCACUUGUUUUCUCGAAAUCUAAGACAAAGUAAUAACAAACAUGAGUGGAAGAGGCAAAACCGGUGGCAAGACUAGGGCGAAGGCCAAGACUCGUUCGUCCAGGGCUGGACUGCAGUUCCCCGUCGGUCGUGUGCACAGGCUGCUGCGUAAAGGCAACUAUGCUCAGCGCGUGGGAGCUGGUGCACCCGUCUACAUGGCUGCAGUGAUGGAGUACUUGACCGCUGAGAUCUUGGAGUUGGCCGGUAACGCCGCUCGUGACAACAAGAAGAGUCGUAUUAUCCCCCGUCAUCUGCAGCUGGCCGUGCGUAACGACGAGGAGUUGAACAAACUGCUCGGUGGCGUUACCAUCGCUCAGGGUGGUGUGCUGCCCAACAUUCAGGCUGUGCUCCUGCCCAAGAAGACCGAGAAGUCCAAGUAAAUUUGUCCCCGGCUCCCCUGAACACAACGGCUCUUUUAAGAGCCACUCACAUCCCGAAAAGAGCA
Molecule: messenger RNA, 523 nt
Organism: Engraulis encrasicolus (European anchovy)
Lineage: Eukaryota; Metazoa; Chordata; Actinopteri; Clupeiformes; Engraulidae
Product: histone H2A-like
Exons: 1
Coding region: 81-458 (125 amino acids)
Biological process (GO): heterochromatin formation
Cellular component (GO): nucleosome; chromatin
Molecular function (GO): DNA binding; structural constituent of chromatin; protein heterodimerization activity
Source: RefSeq, a predicted model, not a curated record